CUGUGGCGGGACCCUGUGGGCUGUGCGUUCCUGUCCUUCUGGGUUGUGGACAGUGCUUGGCACCCAGCCAGCAGCCAGCUGAAGAUCUGCUCUUGGGAAGAAGCCCUUGGCCCUGUGGGCUCCUGCCUGGGCACGGGCCUGCCAUGGCGUUCCAGAGGACCGAGGGCAUGUCCAUGAUCCAGGCCCUGGCCAUGACGGUGGCUGAGAUCCCUGUGUUCCUGUACACGACGUUUGGGCAGUCAGCAUUCUCACAGCUGCGGCUGACACCCGGCCUGCGGAAGGUCCUCUUUGCCACCGCCCUGGGGACCGUGGCCUUGGCCCUGGCUGCCCAUCAGCUGAAAAGGCGCCGGCGGAGGAAGAAGCAGGGUGGCCCUGGACUGGGAGGCGAUCAGCUGGGCACAGUGCCCCUUCCCAUCCUGAUGGCCAGGAAGGCCUCCUUGAAGAAAGGCUACUCCAGCCGGAGGGUCCAGAGCCCCAGUAGCAAGAGCAAUGACACGCUCAGUGGCAUUUCCUCCAUCGAGCCCAGCAAGCACUCAGGCUCCUCCCACAGCCUGGCCUCGAUGGUGGCGGUGAACUCAUCCAGCCCCAUGGCCGCCUGCUCGGGACCUUGGGAUGCCCGAGGGAUGGAGGAGUCUAUGGCAGCCAGUGACGGCAGCGCCGAGAGCCUCUACAUGCAAGGCAUGGAGCUCUUCGAAGAGGCGCUGCAGAAGUGGGAGCAGGCGCUGAGUGUGGGACAGAGAGGGGCGAGCACCAGCACCCCCAUGCCGGGGGACAGCCUCCAUCACCCGGAGCCGACUUCAGAGGUGCCGUCUGAGCCGGAGUCGCAGCGCAGGGAGUUUGCAGACAGGCUGGAGACGCUGCUGCACCGGGCGUACCACCUGCAGGAGGAGUUUGGCACCUCCUUCCCUCCGGACAGCAUGCUGCUGGACCUUGAGAGGACCCUCAUGAUGCCCCUGACCGAGGGCUCCCUGCGCCUGCGGGCGGACGACGAGGACAGCCUGACAUCCGAGGACUCUUUCUUCUCCGCCACCGAGCUUUUCGAAUCCCUGCAGGUUGGAGAUUUCCCCAUCCCCCUGUCCAGGCCUGCUGCUGCCUACGAGGAGGCCCUGCAGCUGGUGAAGGAGGGGAAAGUGCCCUGCCGCACCCUUAGGACAGAGUUGCUGGGCUGCUACAAUGACCAGGACUUUCUGGCCAAGCUGCACUGUGUCCGACAGGCCUUCAAGGGCCUUCUGGAAGACAACAGUAACCAGCUCUUCUUCGGGGAGGUUGGCCGGCAGAUGGUGACGGGCCUGAUGACCAAGGCUGAGAAGAGCCCCAAAGGCUUCCUGGAGAGUUACGAGGAGAUGCUGAACUAUGCUCUGCGGCCCGAGACCUGGGCGACCACGCGGCUGGAGCUGGAGGGACGAGGGGUGGUGUGCAUGGGCUUCUUCGACAUCGUGCUUGACUUCAUCCUCAUGGACGCCUUCGAGGACCUGGAGAGCCCCCCGUCCUCCGUGCUGGCCGUCCUGAGGAACCGCUGGUUAUCCGACAGCUUCAAGGAGACGGCCCUGGCCACUGCUUGCUGGUCAGUCCUGAAAGCCAAGAGGAGGCUGCUGAUGGUGCCCGACGGCUUCAUCUCCCAUUUCUACUCCGUAUCGGAGCACGUGAGCCCUGUCCUAGCCUUCGGCUUCCUCGGGCCCAAGCCCCAGCUCUCUGAAGUCUGUGCUUUCUUCAAGCACCAGAUUGUGCAGUACCUCAGGGACAUGUUCGACCUGGACAGCAUGCGCUACACCACCGUGCCGGCCCUGGCUGACGACGUCCUGCAGCUGUCGCGACGCCGCAGCGAGAUCCUGCUCGGCUACCUGGGGACGCCGGUGGCCAGCACCGUCGGCCUGAACGGGGUGCUGCCCGGAGAGCACAGCCCACCGGAGGGAUUGCAGUAGUGGGCCCCGGGCUGAUAGGCAGGCAGCUGCUGGGCGUCCUCAUGGCUGUGGGUAGAAACGCUGGCCCUCCCCACCCCCCUGGGUUGGCACUGCAGGGCAGGGACCCCCAGAGGCUGCCCUCAGGUGUCCACGCCCACAGUUUAAGUAGCUCAGGCUGUGGCUCAUUAGUGGGGAUCCAUGAGGUCCAGAGGCUGCUGGGGUAUGUGCAGGGCCCUGCUGGACCCAACUGGUGCAAGGAGCAGGGGGCAGUGAGGGAGCAUGGGCAGGGACCCAGGCUGGUGGGGGCUGAGGGAGAGAAAGGUCAAGAGAGAGAGAGAACGGGGAGGGACAGUGCUGACUUGGAGGAACUGACCCGGAGUCCCAGGACUGGGGGCGGAGACCCUGCCUGCCAGUGGGGCUAGGAAGGGAGGUGGACAGUGGAGGGCCAGGCUGACAGUGUCCAGAGUGAGCACAGGCAGACUGGACGGUCUCUGAGCCCAGGCCUCUGGCUGACCGGCCCACUGCCCACAGAGUUUACAGCUGCUGAGAGCACGGUGUGAGGGGGGCUGGGUGGGUGGCCACCCUCAACCUCCAGGAGUGGGCAGGGCGAGCAGCCACCUCUUAGUGCACACCUCCAGGCAGGGUCGGGACCCUUAGCACCACAAACGUCAGGUCAGACAUUCUCUCGCCCGGUCUCUUCCCUGACCACCAAAGACCCAGGAGGUGUGAGGGGCAGCCUGCCUCCACCCACCUCUGCCCAGAAUGCCAUGGGUGACACUAGACUGGCCCUGAGCUGGGCCCCUGCCCAACGGUCACUGUCACACCCUCUGCUGCAUCACGGUGACCCCCAGGUGAGGGCCCAGGGACCACGUGAGGGAGGCCCGGGGCUUGGGAGCAGCUCCUUCGCCCUCCACGGGACAAGGAGUGAUGACGGCAGCGAUGGCCUGACACUUGCCUCCCUCCUGCUGGACGCACACGUACUCCGGAAGCUGGCCCUGGGUGGGAGCCCUCCCAUGGUGAGCCCUCCCCAGGGUGCUGCUGCCUGGCAUGUUCUACAGAGGAAGUCCUGUUAGGGUCUGUCCACAGCCACCACGUCCCCACACUGACAGGCCCCUGCGGCUACAGACUGGCGUCUUUACAGUGUUCUCACCUGCGGUGGGCUGAUUUAUUUAUUGCCUUACCACUUUAUUUUGAGACUGCCCCUCCCCAGGUGAGAGGCCCCGAGACAGACGUGCUUGUCCACACACUACAUUUGGCAGCGGCUCCUCGGACCCCGUCCGUCUCCCCCGAAUGGAAAAGGACCCCAGGGUGGGCUGACCUUGCCCAUGUGAAGUGGAAGGUUGCAUCCGUGAGAGGGCUGACUUGGUGUGCAGCCUCGCCCCUGGCAGCCUCCUGGGCCCCCUCCAUGCCCCACAUUCCGUUCGGUUGCACUUGCCCUGUGUCAUGAAUGUUCCCUUGGGCCUGCGCCCGGCCCACCCUGCUGUGCCUCCGAGGAGGCCGGGACUGGCACUCUGAUUUCGUCUGUUUACAUGCCCUCGCACUGCCUCUGGCACUCGGUGUGUGUGGUGGCAUCCAGCCUGUGUACGGUGGUGUGCCCUGAAUGUGAGCCAAAUAAAGGUUUCCACCCACGUGGCCCAA
This is a messenger RNA of Echinops telfairi (small Madagascar hedgehog), 3539 nucleotides long. RefSeq names its product mitoguardin 2 (gene MIGA2). Gene Ontology annotation, biological process: mitochondrial fusion. NCBI's taxonomy places the organism in Eukaryota, Metazoa, Chordata, Mammalia, Afrosoricida, Tenrecidae. The transcript is spliced from 15 exons. Bases 144 to 1922 code for a protein of 592 amino acids. The record is from RefSeq and is a predicted model, not a curated record.